This is a messenger RNA of Plasmodium inui San Antonio 1, 837 nucleotides long. RefSeq lists its product as hypothetical. NCBI's taxonomy places the organism in Eukaryota, Apicomplexa, Aconoidasida, Haemosporida, Plasmodiidae. The transcript has a single exon. The coding region runs from base 1 to 837 and encodes 278 amino acids. The record is from RefSeq and is a predicted model, not a curated record.
AUGAGUAGUAGUAUGAUAAAAAAGAGCAUAUUUUGCGAUAUGAUGGACGAGUUAUGUGAUUACCUGAUUGAUCCUGAUGAAGAUAAAGAGACCCCCCGGGUAGGGCCUAGACGGAGCAGGAAUUUGAGCCAAAACAACUCGCCCUCGCCUGAGAAGGACAAAACAGGCAAAGACAAGGGACCUAAAAGAGGCUUGUGGGGAACGAGAAAGAAGGUUACAAACACGAACCCUUCUGAGGGAGGCCCUGGGCAGAAGUCUUCAAAGAAUACUGAGGGGACAAGUAAUCGUAUCGAACACGGGGAGAAGAAGUUAUUAUCUGAGGCAAAUGAGGAGCAGGAGCAAUGGCAUCCUCCCGAGCUAGGAGGUUUCUGGUACAAAUAUACGUGUUUUGAGGCGCCGAUGACCGAUGACCAAAUAAAUAGGGAGUUACAAUCGCUACCCAAAGUGCCUGAAAAGUGGCAGUUAUCCUUGAUUUUUUGGAGGUCCUACCUGAAUCAGACGGAACUAUAUAUUGGAACGAGCAAGUAUUUAAUAAGCAAGUUAUUUGAUCCAAAGGGGGAACAAAAUAAUAGGAGUCGCAGGAUAAAUUCUGAUAACUGGGGAAGAUGUGUUCAGCUGGUGGAAAAGAACUUUAUGGAGCAGAGCAAGCAUGUCGCUAAUAUAUUCUGUAGCUUAAUGGAAAGAACAAAUCUGGAUAGUGAUGAAUUAAAGAAAGGAUUAGAGCAGCUUAAAGCCUCCUGGGAAGCAGUCACUAUGAAGGCGAACAAGGAGUGUAUAUCUGUGAGAGCAGGCUCCUCUGGGGAGGGACAACAAGUGGACGAGGAUAACGGCGGAUAA